Coregonus sp. 'balchen' is the source of this 1354-nucleotide messenger RNA. Lineage: Eukaryota; Metazoa; Chordata; Actinopteri; Salmoniformes; Salmonidae. The record is from the annotation of a GenBank genome assembly.
AUGAGACUGCAGAGCCUGCCUCACAGAUAUACCAGUGAGUACACAUUGGAACCGAGCUUCACACGGGUAGGCCCCACAGGGGGAGAGAGAGUGUGUGUGUGUCGGUGUGUGAAUGAGUCAGAGAAACAGAGAUAGCAGAGUGGAGAAGAGAAUUGAAGAGUAGAGGGAGUUUUAUGUGCAGUGAGGCCCAGUUGGUUCUGGUUGUUUGUGUCAGAAAGGAGAGAGAAUAGCCGAGCAGUGCUCAGGAGGGGUAGGCCCCCACAGAGCGAGCUAGAAAAAGAGAGAUUGGAAGAGAGAGAGAGAGAGCAAAAUAUAUACUUUUGUAUGCAGCUCAGGCCCUGCUGUGUGUGUCAGGCAGGCAGCGUGGGUAGCCUCCAUUCUUAAAAUGCUCUCCCGUAGAGUUAAAUGAAAGGGGGAGGGAGAGGAGAGAAAGACAAAAAUAGUGAAGCGUUAAAUGGUCAGGCCCUGAUGCUGGACAGAAGGAGGAGGAGCUAGGAGAGAAAGAGAGUGUGUAUGCAUUUGAUCAUGCGUGUAUGCACUCUCAGUAGUUGCGUGUGUAUCUACAGUAUGUGUAUGUGGGGAAAGGUAUGCAAACAAAGAGGGUGUGUUUGCAGACAAAAGCAGUAAACUUUGGCAGAUACAGUAUCUUUGGAAGGGAUGUGUUUUGUUUUCCCUCUGACAGUAGUCCCUACAACUUGUUACUCUUGCUUAUGUAAAGUAAGUACCUAUUUAUAUACCCUGUCCUCUACUACUCAUCUCUCCCACAGGGUGUCCUUCACUUACCCCCUUACUCACCCUACUCAAACCCACUUCAAUGACAGACCAAGGGGAACCCUGGAGAGGAAGUGGAGGACCUGAGGAGGACGAGCUACCGCAGAUGGAUGGGUCAUGUGAUGCGUGCGAGCCUGACGAGGCCCAGCCGGCGACCCAGGUGUGUCACACCUGCAGCUUCGCCUUCUGCCCUGCCCACGCCGAGAAACACGCCUGCAGCACACGACACCAGCUGACUCCCUAUGGCCAGGACGUGUUGCAGCCCCAGUCCCAACAGCUGGGCAGGGCCAGAGACACAAGGGAGGGGGCGGGGGAGGAAAGGGUACAGGGAAUGAGGCCUGCGGCAGAGCCAGGGGUGGUGGAAAAUGGGGCAUGCGGUGCGGCUGGGUUACAAGAGAACGGGGUGUGUGGAGGAGAGAGAGACCAGGGGGAGGGGAAGGUUGAUGAUGAAGAAGACGAUGGCGAUGAAGAGGCAGUGGUGGCCCUAGAGGGGGUUAGUAAGAGGGACACAGUGACAGUGGAGAGGCUGCGCUGUAAGGAGCACGGCCAGGAGGGCACUCUCUAUUGCAAGGCUGACGAGAAG